This is a messenger RNA of Candida tropicalis MYA-3404, 1656 nucleotides long. RefSeq lists its product as uncharacterized. The transcript has a single exon. Bases 1 to 1656 code for a protein of 551 amino acids. Gene Ontology annotation, molecular function: protein binding. Lineage: Eukaryota; Fungi; Ascomycota; Pichiomycetes; Serinales; Debaryomycetaceae. The record is from RefSeq and is a predicted model, not a curated record.
AUGGCUACUAUUCCAACUCCACCGGUAAUAAAUAGGUUGGUGUUAUUAUAUGACAAACCAAAGUAUUACCAUACUAUAAUGCUACUCAAGGAGUUGCGAGAACUAGAAAAUAAUUACAUCACAGUCAUCGAGAUUGACACCAUAGAUAAAUUUCUCAAGGAGACAACAAUAUCAUCAGUAAAAUUUGACCAUUUACACAUGUGUGUUGAGUUUAAUCCUGAAUUUGAAGGGAACUUGCAGAAAUUUAUAAAUUUCAUGAAAAACAACCGCAAAAUGAUUGAUGAUGUCGGUGAUAUUGCGUAUCAUAUACAUUUUGAACCAGGUAAAAAAUGGAAAGAGUAUACCCAGGGUCAAGUUGCCAAAUACACCAAUUUCUUGGAUGUUCUUCGUGAUGUUGGUGCAGAUAAAGUUGUUCAUUGCUCGGUAGUUAAUAAAUAUGACAUGGAUACUGUUUAUAUAACUGAAAAGGAAGAUUUGGCUAAAUUGGGAAGUGAAAUCCAGCUGGAUAUCCAGUAUUGGAAAAACCUCAAAACAUUAGAUUAUGGUGAAAGUAGUAUAAGAUUCUUACCAGGGGUCAAAUUACCAGAUACUCUUGAGGUGUUAAAUAUUGGUGGAGGCUAUGCUUUGGAAACAUUAACUGGGUUCAAAAUGCCUCCUAAAUUAAAGUCAUUAUUAGCCGGUCAGGGAGCAAUGCCAAGUAUUGAUGAAAUUGUAUUUCCAUCAACAUUACAAAGAUUAGAAAUACCAGAGAAUAAAAUUUACUUUCUAGAGAAUGUCAAAUUCCCUCCAUCAUUAAGAGAUCUUGACAUCUCACAGAAUAGAAUAGAAAGUUUAAGAGACGUUCGUUUCCCCCAUGGAUUAAAAUCACUCAAUAUGGGUCUUAAUCCAAUAGAAAAUAUAAGGGGAAUCAAAUUUCCGGAUACUUUGCAAUUCUUGGAUGCGUCUAACUUACCAAAUGAGUCAAUGACAGGAGUUAAAUUCCCAGAGCUGUUGGAAGUAUUAAAUUUGCAAUCAUCUAUGACCAACACAAGAGGGUUAAAAUUACCUCAACAUGUGAAGAUUCUUAUAUUAAGUGGUAAUGGGGUAAAUAGUAUCAACCCAUUGAAACUACCCAGCACUAUCGAAGUUCUUUAUUUGAACCAGAACCACAUUAAAACUUUAAAUAAAGUUAAUUUCCCACCAAAGUUGAGAGAGCUAUAUUUGGGAGACAAUCUUAUUACAACUUUGAAAAAUGUAUUAUUCCCGCCAACAGUUGAGGUCUUAGAUUUAGAGAACGACCCAUGGUCAUUUGAAAAUGACAAACAAAUCACAACCUUGAAAGAUGUUGUCUUGCCACCUAAUUUAAAGAUUUUCAAGCUUGGAUAUCAUGGUCUUAAGACAAUUGAAGCUUUUGAAUUUCCUGCAAGUUUAAGAUAUCUUAGUUUAGCAUACAACGAACUUCGUGUAAUCAGAAACAUAAAAUUUGGAAACCAUUUGAAGACAUUAGAUUUAAGUGGCAACCCAGACUUGUUGAGUUUAGAUAAUGUCAUCAUUCCAGAAUCUGUUACUGAAUUGAGAGUAUCAGCACCGCUUAUUCCUAAUUUACCUGGUUACAUUGUCGAAAGAGCAAAUGAAGGAAGAUUAAUAAUCAAAAAGUCAGCACCUCAACCUGAAUAG